Messenger RNA from Pelobates fuscus (common spadefoot toad), 2945 nucleotides. RefSeq names its product cytochrome P450 4V2. The transcript has 11 exons. The record is from RefSeq and is a predicted model, not a curated record. Bases 145 to 1692 code for a protein of 515 amino acids. Lineage: Eukaryota; Metazoa; Chordata; Amphibia; Anura; Pelobatidae. Gene Ontology annotation, molecular function: heme binding; iron ion binding; oxidoreductase activity, acting on paired donors, with incorporation or reduction of molecular oxygen.
GUAUGAUGUACUAGGAAGUGCUUGUCCCCGCCUCCCUGUUUUAUAUACAGCCAGGGAUGGCUCAGUGACAAUAAAAGUAUCAGCCAGAGGAAUCGCUCUCAGAGAACGUUAUACACAGGUUCCAUAUACAGUGCAGGUUCCACUAUGGAUCUUAAAGGGGAUGUGUCCUUGCUGGUGUGGUUGGCUGCAGCCGUGGGACUGCUGACAUUUGUGGCAAUAUCCACCCUUCCACUGCUGACCGAGUACAUCAGGAAAUGGAGGAUUAUGUUACCAAUUCCAGGGGUGGGCACCAACUUCCCCCUGAUUGGGAACGCUCUCCUGCUGAAACCAGGCGGUGGAGAAUUCUUUCUUCAACUUAUUGAAUAUUCAGAGGUAUUUAGAAGCCUUCCACUUUUAAAACUUUGGGUUGGUCCAGUCCCUUUCUUAAUAGUAUAUAAUCCAGAAACCGUGGAGCCUCUUCUGAACUCUUCUAAACAUAUGGACAAAUCAUUUGCUUAUAAAUUCCUUCAUCCAUGGCUUGGAACAGGACUUCUAACAAGCACAGGGGAUAAGUGGCGUUCUAGGAGAAAGAUGAUCACUCCAACCUUCCACUUUGCAAUUCUUGCAGAGUUCCUAGAGGUAAUGAACGAACAGUCCAAAAUACUGAUAGAGAAGCUUAAACAACAUGAUGGUAAAGGAACUUUUAAUUGCUUCAUGGAUGUAACGCUUUGUGCUCUGGAUAUAAUAUGUGAGACAGCAAUGGGUACAAAAAUCCACGCCCAGAGAGACAGUGAUUCUGACUAUAUUCGAGCAAUUUACGAAAUGAGUGAUUUUGUACACCGUCGCCAGAAAAUGCCAUGGUUAUGGCCAGACAUUCUGUUUUCUAAUCUAAGCAUUGGAAAGAGGCAUGAUGCAAACCUAAAAAUACUUCACACUUUUACUGACAAGACUAUUGCAGAAAGGGCAGAAGAAAUGAAGAAAUUAGAAUCCAACUCAGGAAACACUGACAACUCUGAGCCACAGAAAUGCAAAAAAAGAAGUGCUUUUCUAGAUAUGCUUCUGAGAGCUAAAGAUGACGCAGGCAAUGGAUUAAGCCACAUAGACAUUCGUGAGGAAGUGGAUACUUUUAUGUUUGAGGGUCACGAUACUACAGCUGCAGCCCUCAACUGGUCUUUAUUUUUAUUGGGAUCACAUCCAGAGGUUCAGAAAAUAGUUCAUAAAGAACUGGAUGAAACGUUUGGUCAGUCUGACCGUCCUGUUUCAAUGGAUGAUUUAAAGAAACUUCGCUACCUUGAAGCAGUUAUAAAAGAAGCAUUGAGACUUUUCCCUUCUGUUCCAUUUUUUGCACGUACCAUUACUGAAGACUGCACAAUCCGAGAUUUCAAGGUACCAAAAGGAGUGAAUGCUGUAAUUGUUACUUAUGCCUUGCAUCGGGAUCCAGAAUAUUUUCCUGAACCAGAAGAAUUUAAACCAGAACGUUUUUUACCUGAGAAUGCAAGUGGCCGCAACCCAUUUGCAUAUAUACCUUUCUCAGCAGGGCUUAGAAACUGCAUAGGCCAAAAAUUUGCUUUAAUGGAGGAAAAAGUCGUCUUGUCAACCAUUCUCAGGAAUUUUUCAGUCCAGGCUAGUCAGAAAAGAGAAGAAUUACGUCUUGUUGGUGAACUAAUUCUCCGUCCACAAGAUGGCAUGUGGAUCCAGCUGAAGAGUAGAUGAAAUAUAUUUUGUGCCUUAUCUUUCAUUUCAGAGCUGUACUUUCACAAUAAAAUGCCUUUAAUUGCAAUUGAUAUGAAGUUGAUAAGCAUAUGCUAAUUACAGAAUAAAAGGGUAUUUGUAAUUAAACAGAUACUAUUUAGAAUGAGAUUUGCCUUAAUGUGAGAGUGGCCAGAUGUGUAAUUUGGGAUACAGAAAAAAACUGCAUUCUUUAAAUGUAUUUCUAUUUUAUUGUUUUAUAUCACAUUUUGUAAUAUGUUAUAUAAUUAUUUUGUGUAUGUCUUACCUUUUUCUUUUCAUGCAAAGUUUAAUGCAGCUAUUAUUAAUUUAACUACAUAUAGGCUUUAAUUUAAUAACAUUUCCAAAUUAUUCAAUACUGUUAGAAAAACCUUCCAAAUGGUUUAUCGACAAAAAAAAAACUCCCAUAGACUUUUUUUUUUUCAGAUUGUAUUUUAUUGACAUUUCAAAUGUUUCAGAAGAAAAAACAAACUGGGAUAAAGAAAAGAAAAAGGGUAGGGGUUAAAUGUUCAACAUACAGAAUACAUACAUAAGAAAGGUCACCUGGGUACAUGUCAUCAGAUUUCACAAUCAGUGUCUUUUAAUGCACAAAAUCUAUAUACAAUCUCUAACUGUCUUUAAUGCCUGUGACUCAGGUAAACGGGUUCAAUAUGCCUAUUGAGAUACAAGCUGGUCCUACUCGGUAGACCCAAUCCCGUUCAGGUAGGAUCAACUCCUUUCUUAACCCCUUAAGGACACAUGACAUGUGUGAGAUGUCAUGAUUCCCUUUUAUUCCAGAAGUUUGGUCCUUAAAGGGUUGAAUAGUGGCCUGGUUCAUGAUCCAUCCCUUUCGGUAUCAUAAUGUCAGCAUUACCCUGACAACACUACACUCCCUAUCUAUCUGAGUCUCUAACCCCUCUUCCUCCAAAUGUCAGGGGAAGUAUCCUUUGGAAGGAGUCCCUCUGUUUGUUGAUAUCGGCGUCAGCCCUCCUAUAUCUUUAUAAACGCAUACCCUGAUCCUCUAAUUCUGAGACAUCUCCUCAUAAUCAUGCAUUGACUGAGUUUAUCCUGAAUUAAUUUCAGUGGUGGGUUGAGUGAUGAGUGGCCUGCUACUCCAAUGUGUGCAGCCGUUAUAAUAUGUAUUAUCAGGAACAUAAAGUGCCUAGGAACUUGGCCUGGAAAAACGUCCCAGGAUCUAGCGAUAGUUCGACAUACACUCCCUGAAUGCUUCUUCAAAACUGCUCCAAAAUUCCUUUAGA